This is a messenger RNA of Solea senegalensis (Senegalese sole), 4237 nucleotides long. Its product is annotated as junctional adhesion molecule 3B-like. The record is from RefSeq and is a predicted model, not a curated record. The transcript has 9 exons. NCBI's taxonomy places the organism in Eukaryota, Metazoa, Chordata, Actinopteri, Pleuronectiformes, Soleidae. Gene Ontology annotation, biological process: cell adhesion; angiogenesis. The annotation marks the transcript as partial. Gene Ontology annotation, molecular function: protein heterodimerization activity; protein homodimerization activity.
GUGUCUGCGUCUCUCUGCCUCUCUCCAUCGCCACCACAGCUCUGUGAGCUACUUUGCGCACGGCCAGUCACACACACCGAGCAUUGCAUCGACUCCAAGAUGGCGAAAGCACGUCUGACUUGCCUCCUGGCUCUCCUCACAACUCACUGUGUCCUCACUGUGUUAGCGGUGGAGCUAAAGACAGACAAUGCCUCACCGUGGACCAAUGAGUUUGACAAAAUCGAGUUAUCGUGUGUGAUUGAGUCCAUCUCUACAGUGAGGCCCAGAGUGGAAUGGAAGAAGAUUACAGUCGGUGGACCAAGUUAUGUGUUCUUUGACAACAAAAUCAUAGGCGAUCUCGAGAACCGAGCGAUAUUCAGAGAACCCGCCUCGCUACUGAUACUCAACGCCACGAGAUCUGACACCGCGAAGUACCGCUGCGAGGUCACUGCUGUUAAUGACCAGAAGUCAUUUGAUGAGAUUGUGAUCGAUCUCGUUGUAAGAGUGAAGCCCGUGGUGCCGAAAUGCUUUGUCCCCAAAUCGGUGCCGUUUGGGAAACCGGCUGAGCUGAGCUGCGUGGAGGAGGAGGGUUUCCCCGACUCUCAGUACCAGUGGUUCAAGAACAAGGAGGAGAUUCCCGACGACCCAAAGAGCAGCCUGAAGUUCUUCAACUCCUCGUACAUUCUCAACGCGGAAAAGGGAACUCUGAAGUUCACUGCGGUCAGGAAAGAAGAUGCAGGAGAGUACUUUUGUCGAGCGAGGAACGACGCGGGACAAGCUGAGUGUCUACCCCAGAAAAUGGAAGUGUUUGAUCUGGACUUGGUGGGGAUUUUGCUGGGAGUGCUGGUGGUGGUUGUCGUGCUCCUGUGUAUAACAGUAGGCAUCUGCUGUGCGUACAAGAAAGGCUACUUCUCCAGUCAAAAACAGACAGGAAACAAUUACAAAGUUCCAGCCAGAGGAGAUGGAGUGGACUACGUCAGGACGGAAGACGAGGGGGAUUUCCGACACAAGUCGUCAUUUGUGAUCUGAGGUGGGAGAGGACGCAGAGGGGGGGCACUGUGCUGAGCGAGAGACGGGACACGUGGGAGCACGCUCCACACUGUCUGACCACGGAGCCGCCAACAGCCCAUGCUCUCAGCGCGCAGCGCAACCGAAGCCCAACAACUCGAGUUUGCCAAAGGUGACAAGACCUCACAGAACAACAUGUACAGCUAUUGCACGCAUAGGGACUGGGUUGAGUUUGUCAACUCUCAUCACCACCAGCUGAAUUGUUUUGCUACAUUAUGGAGCUCUAGACAGUAACUGCAUGGUUUUUCAACACCGAUGUAAGCGGAGGACAAAGAGGCAUAUCUCUCUCUCUCUCUCUCUCUCUCUCUCUCUCGCUCUCUCCUCUAAAGUCACUCUAUCCAUGACGUGUUUCUACUGUAAAACUUUUCGCUUCAAAAACUCUUUGUCAUUUGUAUAACGUUUCUUUUUCUACUGUUGAAAUUUGUCAGACUAUUUUUGAUGGAAUAUAUUUUAAAAUGCCUAUAGAUAAAGGUUUACUUUUUUAAAUAUUUGUAAAAUACUAACAUGUGUUCUUCUUUUUUUUAUGAUUAUUAUUAUUAUUAUUAUUUGAUUGUGGAUUGAAGAAAAAAAAAAGAGAAAAAAGUGUCGUACUUUAACCACUUUGCGUUCAGCAUUUACACGUUUGCAGUCUGAACAAAAAGAAAGGAAAAAAAAAAAGACUUGUGUUAGCAUAUCAUGACGUGAUCGGCAGUCUUAUUAUGUAAUGUCUCAACCGGGCGAGGGGGUCGGGUAGUGUAGCUUCCAUGUGGGUGUUUGUAGAUAGUAAGAGGUUUUGGAGAGUGCCAGUCAAAUGCUGUGAAACACUGUCCACAAUCAGUGCUGCGUCUUCUUCAUUUUAAGUGUCCUUCUAUGCUUGUUGUCGGUCUUGUAUAUAUUGAUCUUGCUGUCCGAGAUACAUAGUUUUGCUGUCACACAUUAUGUUCAGUAUUUCAACUAUAAUAAUAAUAAUAAUAAUAAUGAUUAAAAGAUAAUAAUAACAAUAAUUAUAAUAAUACAGGGUUUGCGAGUUAACCUUCCAGAUCUAGAACAAACAAACAAACAGUGGAGCUACAACCAAACUACUCACAUCUACUGCGGUCAACACUAACCCGGACAUUUUAAUCCCACUAAAUUGGAAGCGUUUGGAAACACUGCUGGCUCAGUUUUACUUUUUUUAAAAAAAGAGAUGUUUGGAAGCGCAAUGAAUUACCCACAUUUGCUCCCUGAUCUUCACUUUUUAUUUAUUAUAUUUAUGAGUUUUUUAUCAAAAGUGCUGUUAACACUCAGUCUAAUGAAAGUAACCCAUGCUCUUUUUUUUGUUCUGAAACAAAACAACUGCAGAGAUGAAAAUCCAAGAGCUGUUAGUGUGUUUAUCGUGGUAUGGACCGUUCACAUGGAGGCACAAACGAGAGCAAGUCUUUUAAUACUCGACCCAAAGAAGUAGUUAACUCCAAAGGAUGCACCCAGUUGUUUUUCACUCUUUUUCCUCCAUAUUAUGUGCAAACAACAAAGCUGGAGUGAGAGAGAAAAACAACUGCAACAGCAACUCCAGUCACCUAAGCAGCUCCCAUGUUUUGGAUGCUUUGCUUAAAAAUAUUUCUGUCUCCUUACACGCAUCAUUUUUCAAGGAUUUUUUUUAGACGCUGCGUGUGAACGGCUUCUCACUGUGACAUGUCAUCAGCGCCGGGAUUAUUUAAAAACUAUAAUUUAAGGUGCCAACCACAGCAGGAGACACACAGAGGAGACUCUCUCUCUCUCUCUCUCUCUCCUCUGACCUGAAUCCUUUAUGAAUUAUUUUCUGAUGCCUCAUUUGUCUAACUCAUGCUUAAUUAGAGCAGAGCUGGUAUAACAAACAUGUUUGUCCUUUUAGUUGGAACUAAAAGGACACACAUAUCUGGGGUCUGGAGGGUUAACAGUGUUUCUGAUUGUACAUAGAUUAUUCUUUUUCUCUUUCUCUCUUUCAAGAUUAUUAAGUGGUGAACAUGUAAAACAACCCAAAACAAAUGCUAUUGGAGGCGAUAUGAAACUCUUACCAUUUGUAAUACUGAAAAAACGUAACAUUUUUAUCAUCAUUCGUAACAACAAAGCCACCAGCUGUAAUCUACAACCAGAUUUUAUUAUUCCAGACGGCUCUCAAAUUCUUAUUGAAACAAUUGAAUUAACUAAAACAUGACUUUUAACUAUUAUGGUUCGUGGCUAAGGAUCAGAUUCGUACCUACAGAUUCUGCACAUUAACACGGAGAAACCGUUUAUAGCAGAGUUCUCAAACUCAAAUUUAAGCACUAUUUAUCAUGACAUGAUUUUAUUAUGAAAUUUGGUGAAAAGACCAUCGGAAAUAUUGUUAUUUCGCUAUAUUUUUCUCCAAAACUUGGGACAAACUAGACACUCAGUGGUAAUUUGACCCUUUGUUUGUCAUAUUUUUUACGUCUUUUACUGCCUUUUUGUUUUUAAGCAGCUGGUGUAAGCGUUAUGGUAAAAUGUAAACCGAGUAUCAGUCGUGGUAGAGACGAUCAGCCCGACGUUUGCACAUAGUAGCUCAUCCUUCUAUUUUUUUCAUUCUCCUUAACAUGUUCAAUCAACCAAGAGAUGAAAAAAAGUACCAUUAAACAAAUAAACCCAGUUAAUGACAGGUUCAUGUGACCUUUAUUCCUUCUUAAGUGCUUUUAAAGCAGCAGCAGUAGUUUGACCGUGCUCUCUGAGAGGAAUGAUGUCACCACAAAUCUCCACUUUUUGCUUCUUUACAUAUCUGCAAAUUUGUACAUAGUGUUGUUGUUGUUUUUUUUCCAUAGAUUUGAAGGCGCAGACAUGUUCUAAACCAGUAGAUAUAGAAAUAUAUUAGUGCCUAAUAAUAUAGUGUGAAUUAUUUUUGGUAAAGAUAUAAAUAUGGUACUAAAAUAUUAGGCUUAAAAAAGGAAAGGAGGGUGGUGGAAAAUAAAGCCUUUCCAUUUAUAAUGAUCGUUCAGUUAUGGCUGGAUGCUGAUAGUGAUUCUAAUAUUUGCGUCACACUGUGCGCUGGUGUUAAAGGGCACGUUGGCCUCUACGUCAGCGCUCGCCGCUCAUCCUGUAAACAAAAAAGGUGAUUAUUCUGAACGGCACUCUGUGAAGUAGAAUGUUUCUUUACGGCUUGUUGUUUUUCUUUUCUUUUCUUUUGUUUUUUUUUAUUUUAAUUACUCAAUUUGUGAUUAAUAAACUCACUUCCUAUGUUACUGGA